AUGACCGCCAGCGAAAAUGGGCAUUUAUUCGUUCUUGUGCACGGUCUUUGGGGAAGUCCGUCUCACAUGCUGACCAUUGAGAAAGCGUUGAAGCAACUGCUUCCCGACGUCUCCAAGGAACGUAUAGUGACCCUUAAACCGCUGUCAAAUCGGUUUUGGAAAACAUACGAUGGCAUAGCUCGUUGUGCUGAAAAAGUUAUAGCAGAAAUUUUGUACGAGAUCGAAACUCUUAAACAGAAUGAUGACUGUAAAGUGGUGAAAAUCAGUAUUAUUGGAUACUCUUUAGGAGGAUUGAUUUCUCGUUAUGUUGUUGGCAAGCUUUUUGACAUCGGAUUUUUUGAUGAUGUUCAGCCCGUCAUUUUUUGUACAUUUGCAACUCCUCAUGUUGGCGUUCACUUCUUUAGAGACAAUUUGUUCGACAAAACUGCUAACGCUGUUGGAAAGUUUAUUUUGGGCCUCACAGGCUUCGAGUUGUUUUUGCGUGAUCACAAGAAGUUAUUAGUGAAGAUGAGUCUUCCAAACUCCUCAUUUUACAAAGGACUAGCCUGCUUUCAGAAGCGAUUGUUGUUGGCCAAUAUAAGGAAUGACAGAAGCGUGGCUUUCUAUACGAGUUACAUCACUUCCCAUUCUCCGUUCGAUGAGUGGAGCACUUUAAAAGUUAAAUACUUAAAGUACUUACCGCCAUCGAAAAUUGCUGGAGUUGUCGUAAGACCGAAGUUUGUCGACUUGGAAAGAUCUUAUCGGGUCGAUCCUUCUCGUGAAGCUCCUAUAAACAUUCAGGAGGCCACCUCCUUGCUUCGCCGUAACAAAGUUUUGCGGUAUUCAUUCAUUUUUGUGUUGGCUUCUAUCAUCAUUCCAUUUUAUAUCCCUUUGAUCUUGUGUCUUUCACUGUAUGUAUCGGGCUACAGCAUUUUGAAGGUUAAGUUACUGCCAUCUCCUAACAUCGUCCGUCACUGGAAAGAGGUUAGGAGAGCGAUUUUUGAAGGUGGAGAAGUCAACUUAAAGCAUGCUCAACAUGGAGAAGAGAACAGGAUACAUCGUCAUGAGUUGUCAAAGCAUGAUACUUUCAAAGGAGACACUUCUUCUUUCACUGAGCAUGGUAUGGAAAAUGUUCUUUAUGCUAAGAGCCGCAUCUAUAAUAGGGGAUCGUCCAUCGAAAAUGACUAUCAAAGUACCGAACAGAAGGAGGAUGGGAUGGAGUCACCGGUGGAGGCAUUAGGUGACGAGUCAGAGGGGGUCAACUUAAUAAAAGCUACAUGUACUGCGGAGCAAAGAGCUUCAAUCUUGUCCUCGUUGAUCAGACGAAAGACUCUCAUCGAUGUCGACAUUGAGGUGAAUGCUUCGAUCAUGAAGAAUCACGCAGACAAGUUAUCUGUUAAAGACCACACUAGAUUCCCCCUUUUUACUGAUGACACUAAACUAGCGAUUUCGGAGGAUCAAGCUACCAUAAUCGACAACUUAAACACACUUUCUUGGGAAAAAAUCGCAGUGUAUCAUGAUCUGUUCAAUGCACACGAUGGGAUUGUCGCCAGAAGAGGGGCAAAAUGGAACCCCAAAGGGGCAUCUACGAUAUAUCUCUGGGCCUCCAUCCUACGCAAUCACCUUAAAACAGGAGAAAGCUAUUCUCAUAGCAAACACGAAGGGAGACACUAUAAGAAUUCGAAUAGAGAUGAACAAUGGCAAAAGUUUGGCCUAGCUGUUGCCAUCUCUGGAUCCAUAGCUGCUUCGUCUAGUCUGUUGAUAAAGAACGAGGUGUAUCCUGUCGAUACAUCCAUACAUCGACUUCAGCCAGUGGAAACAGAGGACACAUUCGAAAAUGGUCUAUAUGCUGCCUCUCAGAAAGAAGAGAAGGAUCUUUUUGAUGCUUAUAGAAGAGAGAAAACGACAAAGGGAAACGCAAUUGUUAGAUCAUACUAUCAUAUUCUGUUUUUUGUCAUCGACUACUUAAUAGACCCGACUAAAACUAUCAUUAGAUUUGUUGAGCUUACAACAAUAUUUAUGCCCGUGCUUCUUUCUUCACCAAUGUGCUGGUUUGGAAAGAAAGACCGAAAGACUGGAGAGCAUGUUCGCAGUGGAGCGAAGCUUUGGUUUAGGUAUUUGAGGUGGGCAUCUGAAGUUGCGGGCGCCUCAUUUAUAAAGUUGGGUCAAUGGGCUGCCUCCAGGACAGACAUCUUUCCCAAGGAGAUGUGUGAGGAACUUUCGAAUUUGCAUUCAAAUGCAAAGCCACACUCAUUAGCAGAGACAAAAAAAAUUUUGAGCAAAAGCUUUGGUAUGCCGUUUGAGGAGAUUUUCGAAGAGUUCAACGAGAAACCCCUAGGUGCCGGUGCAAUUGCGCAAGUGUACCUAGCAAAGCUAUCUGACAAGGCAAUUCAAAGAGCGAAAAAGGAAAACGAUACCACUGUCCAAUUGUCACUUGAUCCCUCUGCUCAAGAACAUCGUCAAUUUCUUGACAAGGUGAUCGUCACUGAACCAAGUAGCUUUAUCACCAAGAAACAAGAAGUUGCCAUAAAGGUGUUGCAUCCGAAUGUGGAAGUGAAAAUCAACAGAGAUUUGAAAAUCAUGAGUUUUUUUGCCGCUGUCGUCAAUGCUAUACCAACCAUGGAAUGGCUCUCGUUGCCCGAUGAAGUUGAGCAAUUCUCCAUUUUAAUGAGACUUCAGUUAGACUUGCGAAUUGAAGCGCUCAAUCUCGCCAAAUUUAGACACAACUUCAAAAAUCGUCUCGAUAUUCAUUUCCCAAAGCCGUUUUUGAACUUCAGCACCAGAGACGUCCUCGUUGAAGAGUACAUCGAAGCUAUCCCAUUGAGUAAGAUGCUUGAUCUCAAGGAAAACUUUGGAAGAAAUGUUUCAAAGGAAAUAAGUGACAAGGGUCUUGAUGCAUUUUUGCAAAUGUUGAUUUUGGACAACUUCGUUCAUGCUGAUCUUCAUCCCGGAAACAUGCUCGUCAGAUUUUAUAAAAACAAGCUCUACAGGCAUGAGAAGGAAUAUAAGAUCAUCAAGACAAGUAACGAGGAGGAGACAAACAGGAUUACGCAAGAGUUGCUUGCUCUAGGUAAUGACCACAAAGCUUGGUGCGACCGCCUUUCCGAACUUUAUGACUCUGGAUAUCAUGCCGAAAUUUGUUUUCUUGAUGUCGGGCUUAUAACCGAAUUGAACCACACCGACAGAGUCAACUUCAUCGAUUUGUUUAAAGCUUUGUCCGAAUUUAACGGUUAUCUCGCGGGCGAGUUAAUGGUAGAGCGCUCAAGAACACCAGAAACAGCCAUAAAUAAGGAGAUUUUUGCCCUCAAGGUGGAGAAAUUAGUUGAUCGCAUGAAACAAAGAACAUUUGCAUUGGGAAACAUCAGUAUCGGUGACCUUCUUGACCAGGUGUUGGGAAUGGUUCGCUCUCACCAUGUGAGAAUGGAAGGAGACUUUAUUACUGUUAUUGUGGCGAUUUUACUUUUAGAAGGCAUUGGAAGACAACUCGAUCCUCAGCUAGAUUUAUUUGCAAGUUCAUUGCCUGUUCUCAGAAAAUUGGGAGUUUCGAAAGAAGGCAGAGAAAUAAUGAAGGACGAAGACAGCAUGAGUAUGGUGAAGGUUUGGCUUGCACUUGAAGUUAGACAAUUUAUCCACGCUUCCAUUCAAGACAUUCAUGCACUUGUUAAGGCUGACAUGCUCUCUCCGAAUAUAUAA
Messenger RNA from Candidozyma auris, 3672 nucleotides. RefSeq lists its product as uncharacterized. Gene Ontology annotation, cellular component: mitochondrion. The record is from RefSeq and is a predicted model, not a curated record. The coding region runs from base 1 to 3672 and encodes 1223 amino acids. NCBI's taxonomy places the organism in Eukaryota, Fungi, Ascomycota, Pichiomycetes, Serinales, Metschnikowiaceae. The transcript is spliced from 4 exons.